Saxophila tyrrhenica is the source of this 6600-nucleotide messenger RNA. RefSeq lists its product as uncharacterized. Gene Ontology annotation, molecular function: ATP binding; ATP-dependent chromatin remodeler activity; methyltransferase activity. The transcript is spliced from 2 exons. The coding region runs from base 1 to 6600 and encodes 2199 amino acids. Gene Ontology annotation, biological process: nucleotide-excision repair. Gene Ontology annotation, cellular component: nucleus. The record is from RefSeq and is a predicted model, not a curated record. NCBI's taxonomy places the organism in Eukaryota, Fungi, Ascomycota, Dothideomycetes, Mycosphaerellales, Extremaceae.
AUGCGUUCACCCAUCAGAAGCCGCAAAAGAAAGGCUGUCGAUCCGGAUGAUGAGAUCCAGUAUGAUUCUGAAGAAAUCGAAGUCAAACCAAUAUCGAAGGUCGCACCUCCUCAUUUGUCCCCAAAACAUGAACAGAAUAAGCGGCGAAGAGUCCUGGACUACGUUUUGAUACCCGUUCCAAAGUGUUCUCAGUCACGUAGUCUGCAAUCACACCACAGGGCUCAGAUCAGGGCGUUCUCUUCCACGCCAGACAAAACAGAGUCGGAUUCUUCGGACUAUGCGACACAGCCGGAAUCUUCCAGAGGUACGACACAACGGCCACGACGCGCCGCCAGCAGGCCGUCAUAUGUAUCGAAAGUCGUAUUUGAGGAGUCCUCUGAGGAUGAGUUGCCAAGUACUGCACCAAAGCUGUCUGCCAAACCACGGAAGCUUGCAAAGACGCAACUGGUAUCGCACGACUCUGACUUUCAGGACUCUGCCGUUCCCUCCUCUGAAGACGCUGCUUCUGACUUAGAAGUAUCUGACGAGGCCAUGUCGGAUACUCCAGCAAUGUCAGUCUCUGAGGAAGAUGAGAAGGCCGCUAAGAGGAUGACCAAGAAGCCGGCCACAAAAGCCACGAGCAAGGCCAAAGCUUCAAAUACCAAAGCAUCUUCCAAAGGCAAGAACUCGAAACAGGCAAAGGGGACAUCUGCGCAGAUGCACAACCUGACAGGAAGCGUCACCACAGAUGGGUCCAAGCUGAAAGGCCUGGAUUACAGUCUUCCACCCAUCCACCAGAUCGGCCAUAUCUUCCAGGACAUGACCUCGAAAGCUCUGGGUCUGGGCCUCGCCGAAGCUAUCAAGCACCGCCAGGGCCGCCCCCUUCGCAUCGCAACCAUGUGUUCGGGUACAGAAGCUCCCGUUCUGGCGUUCAAGAUGAUGCAAGAAGCCUUGAAGCCCUAUGACCUGGACCUCAACAUGGUACAUCUCUUCUCUGCGGAGAUCGUGCCGUUCAAACAAGCCUACAUCGAGAAAAACUUCAGCCCGCCCAUCAUCUUCAGAGACAUCACGGAACUGAUUCGGAACCCUGAGGUGGCGACAACCGCUUACGGCGCAGAGGUCCCAAUCCCUGAGCACAUCGACUUCCUCAUAGCUGGAACUUCUUGCGUUGACUUUUCAAAUCUCAAUAAGCUGAAGAAGGGCAAGAAUGAAGGCGGAGAGUCGGGCUCUACUUUCAACGCUGUCCUGGCAUUUGUCAAGCGGUCACGGCCGGCAAUCGUCCUGCUGGAGAAUGUCUUUGGAGCGCCUUGGGAUGAGAUGAUUGCGGACUACGAAGCCACUGGGUAUCUCGCGAUCGGUGUCAAGGUCGAUACGAAAGACUUCUACAUUCCCCAGACUCGCCAGAGAGGGUACCUCGCUUCUUUCGACCGCAGCCGCAUGCGCAACGUAGACCCAGAAGCUUUGACCGAAUCCUACCUCACUACAAUGGAAGGACUCAAGCGUCCUGCGAGCAGCCCAUUCUCGGCAUUCCUGCAGUCGAAUCGAGAUCGAUCGGCGAGAGACAACAGCUACUUCGAGGAAGACCUCAAGCGGGAGAUCGACUGGCGGAAAUGCAAGUCACGGCAUUGGGAAACGAGGGCAGCGUUCAAGAUCGGCAAUGCGCGUCCAUAUUCACAUUGGCACGAGAACGGCUCGUCCAGAGUACCGGAGCAUGGCGAUAGGCACCAUCUGGAGGACCAAGUGGAACGGGUCAAAGACUACACUGACAUUGCCAUGCUCCAGAAGCUGCAACCAUUGAAGAAGGGUCAGGUGCCGGUCGAUGUACGCUACAAGCGGCGACUUUGGGAUGUAUCGCAGAAUAUUGAUAUAUCGUUGGACACAGCGCAGCGUGGAAUAAUUGGCUGCAUCACGCCAACUGGGAUGCCGUUUGUUUCCGAUCUUGCGAGGCCACUCACAGCCGAAGAAAAGCUGUCCCUGCAAGGAAUUCCGUUGGACAUGAUCUCGUUCACCAUCGAGACGCCGGCCGAGAAGGCCGACCUUGCUGGCAACGCCAUGACGACCACAGUCGUGGGCUCUGCGAUGAUUGCGGCUUUGAUCGCCGGCCAUAAGCUGAUCACGCCGUCAGCUCCAUCUGACGUUCCUCUUGCUGGCCGACCGGGACAGCAAUCACUUCUGCUGAGCAAUACUUCUAGAACGAGGGAUAGAGUGUCUGAAGUGUUGGGCAUCGGGACCGUGGACUUGCCGUCUAUCCUUGCUGAAGCAGAGAAGACAACGCGACGGUGUUACUGCGAGGGUGCUUCCCGUGUCGCCAGAAGGGCCAUCCAGCGAUGCCGCCGCUGUGGGCACACGACCUGUGUCACAUGUGGUGGCAACCCUAUUCACGAGUACAGGCAGGAGCAGCUUCUUACGAAGCUCCGGGCAUCACCACAAGUGUUCCAUGAGAAGGUAGAAUUAAGCCUGCCUCUGCGCAUCAGAGCGCCGCAGGCUCCAACCUACAGAGACUUCGCCUUCAACAGCCCGAAGACGCACGCGACGUACUUGGCCUUGCUCGGCAAGGCAGCAACAGAGGACUUUGGUCGUCAACAGCCACAACGUACGUCCUGCUGGCGUGUGCCAUUCGCGUCGGAAACCAGCGGCAGCAGGAUCGAACUGGUUAUAGACGAUGGUCGCAUGCAAUGGCAAUUCUUUGUCGCACCUCCUGCCGAUACCGCUGCCAACGACCCACUCAGGAGGAUGCUGCAGCAACCGAUAGCCACGGCCGAGAUUUCUGAUUCUCUCUUCGAUCUUGCGUGGUCCUGGCGAAAGCCGGAGCCAACAGAGCUGCGUACUAUUGUGAAAGCAAGCAGUGAGCAAGCUCCCACCAUCUUAGCUCGCGAACGCCUGCCGGACCACGCGCGUUCUACCCAGCCAAAGUCCUUGUCCAUACGGGUGGAAAAGAAUGGCAAUUCUUGGCUGAGCUGUGAUGUCGAUGGCACAUACCACUACCUUCCCCGUUGUGGCACCUCGCUGGAAUGCUCGUACAAACGUGAGCCAAGAAGGAGUGGCGAGCUACCGAUGUACCUCUUCCAGGAUCCAGACCCCGUUGGCGCUGACGAAACGGAUUGCUUCGUGUUCUCUACGACCAUGGAGCGGUUCGAGGACGACGAAACUCGUGUCUUGGAAGCAUGGUUGCCUCCGUCGUGGUCACCGUGGAAACAACAGGCUCAGCAGACGACAGUGCUGUCGUACGAGCGGGUGACACUGGCUGCGGCUGAGUUGGCCCAGCCUUUACCUACGAGCGUUGAGUUAGGCACCGGCGACUCAGUCUCCGGCCCGGCAUCUUCCUGCGAGGAAUACUCUGAGAUGCUGAGUCUCUCUACUGCGGCAGACUUGCGGGAGCCAAGCCAGCUUGGGACCUCACACGUCUGGAUAGGUGAAGCCAUGAGAAGUAAGCUGCAACUCAAUGAUUGGCGAUCAAUCGAGGUCCCCGAAGCAUCAUGUUCGUGCACUCGCUGCGCGCCUGCCCGACCUGCGCCACGAUGGAAGCUUGCCACUGACGGUGUGACCAUCGAACGAUACGAAGAUCCCAGGACCGCGAACGGGUACGAAAAGUCCAUGAAAGUCCGACCACGCCCUACCUCUGUGCAGGUCACAAAUGCCAUGUCAAACGACAUCUCAAUGGCCACGGUCCACUUUCUCGUCAACCUGCGUGCUCUAGCUCAUCGAGCUAUAGCCCGUCUGCUCCAAGGCGCGGCAAACGACGUCCAUCUGCAGACGCAGUGGCGGCUCACGCGUGGCCUUUUAGGCGGCAGCACGUUCUCCUUGAAGCCUUUCAAGCUCAGAGAGACGAACCAUAUUCGGCCAUACGCCGACAAUCUUGAUGUGGAUGUCUCACUCUCUCCCAAACAGCGCGGAUCCCUUGCUUGGAUGUUGCAGCAGGAGGAGGGCAAGCUGUUCACGCUCGAAGUGACUGAAGACGUAGCAGUGCCUGAGCUAGAUGUACGACUAGAGAUGCGUGCCUCAAGAAAGCAAGAGUUCCGCGGUGGGAUUUUGGCGGAAUCGCCAGGCUACGGUAAGACCAUUCUCUGCCUGGCUCUGGUACAUGCGCAGUUCAAGUCUCGCACUGCUUCGCAGAUUGUGGACGACCUUCGCCUCCGGCAGCAGAGACGCCCAGAAGCCGCUGGACUCAUUCCGACCGCUGCUACCUUGUACAUCGUACCCCAGACAUUGGUCGGACAGUGGAAGGGCGAAGCGCGCGAAAAGGGUGGUUUCGGUGGCGACGAAAUUGUCACCAUAACGACGGCCAGCCAGCUCGACAAGUUCAAGAUCGACAACAUCAAGCGCGCUAAGCAUGUCAUUGUCAGCCGCAACGUUCUGACCUCUAUUCCGUACGUCGCACGAUUGGCUACUGCCGCUGCGCUGCCAGAGCCGAUGAGUCUGCAGGGUCGUGCUAUGUGGGAUUGGCUAGAGGUAGCCAGGUCACGAAUGCCGGAGCACGUCCAAGAACUUGAAAACCACGGGCUAGCGGCUCGACGUCAACACGCAAAGGCCAGAUACCAUGCCGACAUGAACAGCGAUACUUUCAAGUCGAUCGUUCCUUCGCGCCGCACCCGCGGCAAAGACUACGUCUCUGCUGUGAACAAGAAGUCGACAUCAAAUGCUGUCAAGCCAGCAGCUCGCGAUCUUGACACAACAACGAUGGCAACACCUCUCUUCGAGAUGUUCUUCUGGAACCGUAUUGUUGUCGACGAGUGCCAGGAAAACGACCCGACGCAGAGAGUUGCUAUAUACGGCCUGAGUGCGGACAAGGCGUGGGGCCUGUCUGCCACUCCUCCUAAAGCAGAUCUGUGGGACGUUGCGCAGCUUGGUCGAGUAUUGGGAUGUCCGCUCCCUGUUGGCUCAACGCAAAAGGGCAUCAUGAAGACCAAGAACGCUCGAGAGUAUUACAAGGACAUGACCCAAUUUGAGAAGUUCGAGGCCAACAUGAACGUCCCGUCAGAAGGAGGUUACGCCCGUCAAUACGAAGUUUGUCAGUCAUUCCUGGACAUCUUCGCGAGCCAGAACAUCGAGCUAUUUGACUGGAUACCCAGUAAAGACCAUCUCCUCGUCGUUCAGAACAGUCUGGGCCACCAGACUCUGUACAACGAGCUGUUCAUGCAAGCGGAUUCCCAGGGCAUGCAGAUCAGGAAGGGGAGCAGGCAUAAGACAACAGCGCGUGAGCAGCGCUUUGACACAGCUGUGGAGGACACCAGCACCGCGGAAGCAGCACUUUCGAAGCGAGCGGCUUUCUUUGAUCACCGAUCAGAAAAUGCUACGGACCUUGACACGUUCAUUCAACAAGGCCAGCUUGAAGUACAGAAGCUGUCCGAGUGGCUCACCAAAGCUGUACCUACGGCCAAGGCAAAGGAGCCGGAGGUUUUUGCCAAAUGGAAGGAAGGCAGGGUGGACAUGGACACCAUCGGUGAUCCAGACGUAAGAUCGCUGGUACAGGAAGCGUGUGCUUUGAAAGCAUCGAGCGCCAGAGCGAUGGCAGACCUGGAUACCUGGGAUUCCGAGCCUGAAGAAGCCACUCACGGGAAGCGUGAUCUUACGAGCCAGGUCGGAGAGAAGGUUGACAGGCUCCUGAUUGCGAAACGCACUUUACGGUACUUCAACAAUGUGAAGAUGGUGCAGGCGACCUCAAUUUCGCACAAGAAGUUAUGCAGCCGAUCGAAAUGCACUUCGAAAGACGUAGAUGUGGCUGUGGCAAUUGAGUGCGGCCAUGUGUUUUGUCGGGAAUGUUACGACGACCACCUUGGAGACGACUCCCAGUGUCCGACGACCGGCUGUCAAGUCGAUGUAAGUGACCACGCCUUCUGGAAAUCGAAGAUGCCCGCACAGACGACUACCACCACGCCGUAUGGCGCGAAACUCGCUGCAGCGGUCAACGUUCUGAAGGAGAUCCGGAAGCUGGGAGACCAAGCCAUCCUUUUCGUGCAGUUCGAAAACCAGCUCGGGGAGGUCAGGCUUGCUCUGGAGGACGCGAGCAUCUCUGCUACUUAUCUUGACCCGUCAGAGGCUACGAGCCAGUUGAAGGACUUCAAAGAAACCGCCAGUGAAAAGCAGAAGAAGACUGUGAUAGUCGUCAAUGCCUCCAGCGAGACAGCCGCCGGCAUCAAUCUACAGAACACGAACCAUGUCAUCUUUCUCAGCCCGCUAUUGCGCGACCAGCAAAAUGCCUAUCAGGACACGAUGCUCCAGGCUAUCGGCCGGGCGCGCCGACAUCUCCAGGAGAAGACGGUGCAUAUCUACUACAUCGUCGCUAAAGACACCAUCGACGUCGACGUCCUGGAACACCGCGAGCGUCGCUCAAGUGCUUUGACUGAGCAAGGUGCGCCACCGAUCAGAAUGCCGGCACGAGCGAGAUCGCUGCAGAUGAGCAACGAGCCCAAGCCAGAGAAGACGCAGCUCGUGCGCGGCGAAGAUGGACGAUUCAGCCUGCAGCCGAUGACAUGGCUUGCGUGUGCAGGGAAUGGGCCCCAUGCGCAGGCAGCGCCGGAUGCGCAUUUUGGUGGUAGGAAGCAUCGGAUUCAGGGGUAUGAGGAUUUCAGCUCGCUGGCGAGGUGGUCGAGAGCGUUCACAGAGGACGAUGAGUAUCAAUAG